GAGAAAACUGCGAUAACUAUCUCAAAGAAAAAAUCGAUCGGGUACUGAGCAACGGUUUGACCAUAAAAUUCAUUCCAACAUAUCCAAACCAAAAAAAUCUUUCGUAACUCCAAGAUGUCUAGAAAACGUAAGGAGCCCGAAAAAAUUGAGGAGGAAGAGGAGGUAGAGGAGGUGGAGAACACGGAAGAUGAGGAUUCAGAUAAAUCCGAAGAAGACGAGGAAGAUGAGAGUGAUGAGAGAAGUGAGGAAUCCGAGGAAGACGAGGAAGAUGAGGAAGAGGAAGAAGAUGAGGAAGAUGAGGAAGAUGAGGGAGAGGAGGAAAGCCAGGAUGACGAGGAUGGAGAAAGCGUGGAAGCUGAUGACGAGGCGGAAGAUGGUAAAAAGGAAAAAGGAAAGAAGAGAGCAGUCAAGAUACCUCCAAUGACUGAUGAACAAAUUAAGAUAGCUAACAAUUUUGAUCCACGCGGACCAACGGCGAAAGAUGCCAAAUUCUUUUUCAUAAUUUUUGAUUGUAUCGAUAUUGCUCCAGAUAUUGAUUGGAAACUUGUUGCUGAGCGUGCUGGAUGCUCCAAUGCUUGCAUGGCGCGUUCUCGCUUUGGGCAGAUCAGGUCCAAACUCAGGAAAUAUUACGAAUUAGAGGCACAGCCGCUGGUUCCUAAGAUUACUGGAAUGCGUCCUCCAGAAAUAUAUACCUAUCCUCCUAUACCUGAUGCUGAGAAAGAAAUCCUGACCGACCCGGCUUACGACAGACUCGUCAGACGCAAGGCGGUCAGAGUUGGCAACCUCCAGAAUAUUGACCCCAAGAAGCCCUCGAAGUUCAAACAAAAUCGUGGUCAAGGAUAUAUUCUUACUAAGAACAAUGACACAGCAGCGAACUUAAUCAUUACUGCUAAUGAGCGCCAUGACUAUGACUCCGAAAAUGAGUUUCAGAACAAAGAGGAAUUCGACUUGAACAAUUAUCAAGGAUUUGACAAAGAAACGAACACCCUUACUGUCAGUGAUCAAGGCUCCGACAAUGAAAUCAAGGAAGCAGCUCCCGUGGUCUUAGAUGGGCUGUCACACAAUUUUCAGUAAUCUCUAUCUAUAUUCCAAACCUGGGAAGAUUCAUUUCGUAGCUCGGGGAUACAUCAGCAGACGAUAUUAUAUGAGUAUGGUAGACGCGUGAGUUUUCAUGGUCACAGUGGAUUCAGGAAUCAUAUGAAGUCGAAUGGGGUUGCUUUCAUUUGUUCGACGGUGAUAUUUUGAAUCACAUUUCCUUUAAGAAAAAAUAGAAUGUCUGUUGCGUGGAAUCAGGACAAAAACACAAAAAUGUGGGAUGGAUAAGAGAAGUAGUAGAUGUAUGAUUCGAGUUCAAUAUUCCAUGUGCAUUUGGGCCAAGACAAAUAAUGGUGAAUUUACCCUUCA
This is a messenger RNA of Botrytis cinerea B05.10, 1404 nucleotides long. RefSeq lists its product as hypothetical. The transcript has 5 exons. The record is from RefSeq and is a predicted model, not a curated record. Lineage: Eukaryota; Fungi; Ascomycota; Leotiomycetes; Helotiales; Sclerotiniaceae. Bases 115 to 1074 code for a protein of 319 amino acids.